Molecule: messenger RNA, 2439 nt
Organism: Lachancea sp. 'fantastica'
Lineage: Eukaryota; Fungi; Ascomycota; Saccharomycetes; Saccharomycetales; Saccharomycetaceae
Source: the annotation of a GenBank genome assembly
AUGAAAUUCGGAUCUCAAAUCCAUGAUCGGUCUGUGCCGGAAUGGAGGUUGAACAAUAUCGAUUACAAAAGUCUGAAGGAAGCAGUCAAGAAAGUUACAACGUUCAGACCAGAUAAGGAAGAAACGGAAACCUGGAAAACGGACAAGGAGUUAAAAUGGCUAUACAAGGUGUUCGUGCAGGAGUUUCGCAAUAUCAACGCUUUUGUGAGUCUCAAGAUCAAAGAGGCAUCCACUCGACUGGUGUCAGUCCAGUCUUCGAUCGUUAGGCUGCAACGAAAUGCCACAGGACCAACCAAAAGAAAUUUGCAGAGACAGCUGGGACUUAUCUAUCUGCAUCUCAAUAGCUCUAACACCGAGCUUCUAAGAAUAUGCCGUUUUCUCAUCUUACAAAAAAUCGCAUUGCGCAAACUCUUCAAAAAGCUGCUCAAGUACUACCCCUACGAUCAUGCAAGAGCUGAAGAACUGGUACAGGCGCUGAAAACGUGCCCCGAGCUCACAGAGGGCGAAGACGGCAUCAGUUUUACUACCGUGGAUUUGGACCCCUAUCUACUCGAAAUCUCACUCAUAGUGGACGUCAUGCAGGAACUUGAGCAGACACGGAAGAAACAGCAACACAGUGGCGAUGAACCUGAAGAGCCUGUUCCACAAAGAUCAUCCAUAGAGUCGGCUGAUCGGAAAUGCAGCUCCCAAGCUAGUUUCGAUGCCACAUUUUUGGGUAAAGCUUCAAGACUUCAAUCUUUUCUGGUCUCAGAAGAAUGCGUUUCUCAAGCAAAAUUCCUCUUGUUGCAGCUCGGGUUUCACGUUGUUGACGACGAAAUGCACACUGCUUCGCAGCAAAGCGUUCAAUCCGCAAGCCCGACAAACCUGGCAAGCUUAGCUGCCGUUGGAAGGUCACCGCGCUCGUUUCGAGACCUACGAGCAGCCUUCGAAGCUGGCCAAUCGAAUAUACAAUCUGCUGCUUCAGCGGAAGCCAAAAGCUCACAUCCAGUUUCUCUCACACUUUUCGACACAGAAUCGAUUCCGAACUUUCUCGGUAAUGAUGCUGCUAACCAGUACCCUAACCUCGCAAUUAAAGGCGGCGAUGAAGACGACUGUGUAUUGAUGUGCCACGUUGGUGGGUUGAGAAAUCACAUUAUCUCUGAGAAAAUGCCUUUUGAAGCAUUCAAACAAGCCUUAAAUGGCCACCAGGCUACCUCCACACAAGAAAGCUCCACAGAAAUGACGUCAAAAAACAAGUUGUGUCUCGACUGGAUAAAAUCACAUCCGAUGGAUCUGUGCAGCCCUGAAAUUUUGACGAAAAGAACACGAUUUUUGAAACCGCGGAUAGGUAAAGAAAAUGAAUAUCUAGUAUGCGUGGACGAGGCUAUCAUGUUAAAUCAGUCAGAAAAAGUGCCGCACGCGCUUCUUGAAAUUAGGUCAUAUCCUACAAGUUCCGUCGUAAGGAAACCUAAGAGUGAUCAUUUUAUUGUGGCCCUAAUCGAGAAGAUUUUGGAAUUCAAUCUACAUUGCUAUCCUCUGGCAAAAGACCUUACUUUAUGGAAAUUAAUGUACAUGGUCCAGGGAUCACAAUCAAUUGAGUCUACGCUGCUAUCAACCAUAAGUCACGGGCUGGAUCCGCUUACCAGCGAAUCUCUUUUUGAAGCUGGUACUAUUGAGCUUACAAGCAUAAUUUCCAAAAGCGAGUGCAACAAACCGGAUUUGGGUCGCAAAAAGAUUACCAAUGCUUGCAAAAGUAACAGCUCCACAGCAUCGGAUUCCUCGCCGCCUAAAGUCAGAUACUGGAAUGAGUUUGAUGAUGGUGAUGAAGCUGAUCCAUAUGCGGGAGGUUUCUACCUUGACGAGGAAGCCCAAAUUGAUCAUGACGGCCCUAAUGGAUUCAUUCAUUUCAGCAAGAGCUUUGUUAACUCGAUAUAUGAAAUCUCGGAAAAACUUAGAAAUUUCCCGGCAUUUGCUCACACCGCGGAAAAACGACCUUUACUCGUGGAUAGCCUUCAUGGGCCAUCAUUGGAAAGUGUCACCACAUUUGGCACCAUGGACACUUCCCAAAGUGCGAAGAGGGAUUUCGACCGCUAUAUGGGAUAUACAGCACAGCAAGAUGAGGCCGACUAUGGUUACGAAUACAAGCACGAUCACGUUUUGACCCUAUUCUAUAUGACCUCGUUGCUGAUAUCCUGCAUCACCUCUGGAAUUUCUUUGGGAAUUGUGGUAUCUCUCUUUCGUGAACUGAACGACGAUGGUGUCCUACUAGGGCCCACAACAACUGUGGCCGGCAUUAUCAUCAUCACACUACUAGUGUCCCUACUGUUGAGCUGUAUGAGUCUCCUGCUUUUAUUCAGUCGCGUGCAUAUGGCACCAUGGUGGCACUACGUGAGCUGUUCUUUCAUCUUCCUCAUAGUUGCAUGUACCGUCUGCUACGGUCUAAUAGAAAUAUUUCUGUAA